Molecule: messenger RNA, 870 nt
Organism: Capsaspora owczarzaki ATCC 30864
Lineage: Eukaryota; Filasterea; Ministeriida; Capsasporidae
Exons: 7
Coding region: 34-738 (234 amino acids)
Cellular component (GO): trans-Golgi network
Source: RefSeq, a predicted model, not a curated record
CAGUCUUUCUCCUUUUCCAGACCGUGACAAACGAUGAUGAUGAUGGCUCGAUUGGCACCAACGUUGCUCGUGGUGCUGGCCGCGAUCGUCACACUCGCUGCCGCCGACUCGUUCGACCUGCAGCAGUGCAAGUACACUACGUCCACAAACGAAAUCAUUGACAUUGCGGGCCUCCGUCAAUCCACUCCGCUCAGGGUUGGGCCGUUCCAAGACGGUUCCAUCACCUAUUACGUCUAUUACAACUUUUGCCCCAACCUUGGCAGCAGUCCCAUCCCAGCCUGCAAAAAGGAUGCUAUUAUGUGCUUGUCGACUGGCGCAGCCAUCGCAACGACUCUGACGAAUGUUGCAGGCCUCAAUGUCGAUUUUUCUGGUGAUACCGCCACAUCCUCCCGACUCCAUCUGAACUGCGACAAGAGCAUUACCGGAGCGCCCUCAAUGACCUUGACCAAGAGUAGCUUGACAUGGGUUGUCACGCUUUCUCAUCAAUGCGCGUGCCCUGGUGUUUGCCCCGUUGCGAGUGAAGGCGGCGGUAUCAGCGGUGGUUCGAUUCUUCUCGCAAUCUUCUUCCCGUCGGUGUUUGUCUACCUGGUUGUCGGUGUGCUGAUCAAGCGACGAGGUGGUGCGACUGGCACCGAUGCUAUUCCCAACAUUGCCUUCUGGCGAGAAGUUCCCGGCUUGAUCAAGGAUGGUUUCAAGUUUGUCUUCUCGUGCGGCAACUCGGGUUACACGAAGGUGUAACAAACACUCCUGUUUCUCGACCGCUCCCAAUCGCCUAUCUAUCGUUGUUCUUGUGUGUAUGUGUUGUUUGGUGUUCCAUCGUUCCCGUCUCUGAUGUCGUUUGCUUUUUCGUCCAUUCGAUUACACUAUUUU